This is a messenger RNA of Pochonia chlamydosporia 170, 363 nucleotides long. RefSeq lists its product as hypothetical. The record is from RefSeq and is a predicted model, not a curated record. The transcript has a single exon. Lineage: Eukaryota; Fungi; Ascomycota; Sordariomycetes; Hypocreales; Clavicipitaceae. The coding region runs from base 1 to 363 and encodes 120 amino acids.
AUGAGGUCAAGGAGAAGAAAGGAAGAACUAUCGUCGCAAAUUAGAAGGCAAGGAAACGCGGCCACUUUUCACAACCGUAAUAGGGCCGGUCCAACGUUGAGCUUGUGUGUCCCAGCCAAGCUCCCCAAUGCAGUAACAAUGCCAGGGUCCCCCACCCGGGAACCAAGCCGCCUUGUGCAUCAUGAUCGUCCCGUGGGCAUGUUCGAGGAUCCCAUUUUGGGUCAGUGUCCAACGGGAAAGCUAAGACCUCACCCAAAGUCUCGGUGCCUGUCGUCCAAAUCGGCUAGUGAACAAGCUCCUUGUCGAGUAAUGGCGUAUCAUGGGUCUUUGGAGGACCUGUGGGCCCUUAGAUGGCGGCCCUGA